Molecule: messenger RNA, 1135 nt
Organism: Eleginops maclovinus (Patagonian blennie)
Lineage: Eukaryota; Metazoa; Chordata; Actinopteri; Perciformes; Eleginopidae
Gene: gstt2
Product: glutathione S-transferase theta 2
Exons: 5
Coding region: 107-793 (228 amino acids)
Biological process (GO): glutathione metabolic process
Cellular component (GO): cytoplasm
Molecular function (GO): glutathione transferase activity
Source: RefSeq, a predicted model, not a curated record
GCGUGUCGCUGUCGGCCCGGAUCAGACCGGAGCAGAGGAGAAGAAGAGCAGCAGCGGUCGGUUGUGUACGGAUUCACCGGAUUCUCUCCCGUUAACAGGAUCCCUCAUGGCGGCCCGCCUCGGAGUGGAGGUGUACCUGGACCUCCUCUCGCAGCCCUGUCGCGCGCUGCACAUCUUGCUGGGCUGCACGAGCCUCCCGCACACCGUCCGGCACGUGGCCCUGAGGAGAGGGGACCACCGGACUCCAGAGUUCUCCCAGCUGAACCCCAUGCAGAAAGUCCCAGUGAUGGUGGACAAUGGCUUCGUGCUCACAGAGAGUGAUGCCAUCAUGAAGUACCUGGUCAACAAGUAUGACGUCCCGGAGCACUGGUAUCCACGACAACCAGAGAGACGAGCCAGAGUCGAUGAAUACACGGCCUGGCAUCACACACACACCCGGCCGCACGCUGCCAAAGUGUUCAUACUGGAGGUGCUACUCCCGGCGCAGACGAGCUCUCCGGUGGACGAGGAGCGCUUGAGUCGUGCCGUGUCUCAGCUGGACGACACACUGGAGAAGCUAGAGUCCAUGUUCCUGCGCCGGCAGCCCUUCCUGUGCGGCGACGACGUCACGGUGGCUGACCUGCUGGCCGUCUGCGAGCUGAUGCAGCCGGAGGCGGGGGGGCGGGACGUCCUGCAGCAGAGCCCUCAGCUGCAACGCUGGAAGAGUCGAGUCCGGGCCGCCGUCGGGGACGCCUUCGACCAGGCGCACGCCGUGCUAUACGCCGUCAGAGACCGGCGCCGCGCCAAGCUGUGACAUCACACAGAGGGGCGGGGCCACCGGACUGAAGGAGACAAUCACCGUUUCUAAAUGCUAACAAUAGCUUAGCUAGCUUCUCCAGCAGAUUUCAGCUAAUUGAGUUGUUCCUGAAUGAAUGCCGUUCACAUAAAGUGGCCUUAAACUGAUUUGUGUUAAAGCAGUGUUACCUUGGACGUCCUGAUUAUACUCUUAUGUCUGUAGCUAUUUCAGGAGGACCUCAGACUUCCUCCCAUCAGCUCAGAGAUGACCCGUUGCUCUGCCUGUGAUGGAAGGAGUAUUUAUCCAUCAGACUGAAUCAUUAGAAUUUGAGGCUCUGACAAAUAAAGGUUUGAGGUUUUA